Molecule: messenger RNA, 7755 nt
Organism: Elgaria multicarinata webbii
Lineage: Eukaryota; Metazoa; Chordata; Lepidosauria; Squamata; Anguidae
Gene: ITSN1
Product: intersectin 1
Exons: 39
Coding region: 293-5431 (1712 amino acids)
Biological process (GO): intracellular signal transduction; endosomal transport; positive regulation of Rho protein signal transduction
Cellular component (GO): plasma membrane; presynaptic membrane; cytoplasm
Molecular function (GO): guanyl-nucleotide exchange factor activity; protein binding; calcium ion binding
Source: RefSeq, a predicted model, not a curated record
CUGGGUUGCGCAGUAAUAUAGCGGGUGUGUGAGAAGGAGCCGGGCGGGCAGGCUGGUCGUUCCCCUCCCCCUUUCCCGAGACGGUGGCGGCUCCAAAGAGGCGGUGGCGGCGGCGGUUAUAGCAGGAGCAGACGCGGGAGGGGAUGGUGCGUCUCGCGGAGGGGGUGGCCUUUGCCGCCGCCGCCGUCCUACCGGCUGCUGUUUUCCCUCUGUCCUUGCCGUGGGUGUGAAGAGGACACCCGAGACCCGACAGAUAUGAGGUAUCUAUUAGCCAGUUAAAGGUUAUUGAACCAUGGCUCAGUUUCCAACACCUUUUGGGGGCAACCUGGACAUCUGGGCCAUCACUGUGGAAGAGAGAGCUAAGCACGAUCAGCAGUUUCACAGUUUGAAACCAAUAUCUGGAUUUAUCACUGGUGAUCAAGCCAGGAACUUUUUUUUUCAAUCUGGUUUACCUCAACCAGUUUUAGCACAGAUAUGGGCUCUGGCAGAUAUGAACAAUGAUGGGAGAAUGGACCAGCUGGAGUUUUCUAUAGCUAUGAAACUUAUCAAACUAAAACUACAAGGUUAUCAGCUCCCUUCUGCAUUGCCUUCUGUUAUGAAGCAGCCUCCCAUUGCCAUUUCAAGUGCACCAGGAUUUGGUAUAGGUGGUAUUCCCAGUAUACCACCUCUUACAGCCGUUGCUCCAGUGCCAAUGGCAUCCAUUCCAGUAGUGGGAAUGUCUCCACCUCUAGUAUCUUCUGUUCCUACAGCAGCUGUGCCUCCCCUCGCCAAUGGAGCACCAGCUGUUAUCCAACCUCUGCCUGCUUUCGGUCAUCCUGCUACAUUGCCAAAGAGUUCUUCCUUCAGUAGAUCUGGUGCAGGGUCCCAGUUAAAUGCAAAACUGCAAAAGGCACAAUCAUUUGAUGUGGCUGGUGCAUCCCCAGCAGCAGAAUGGGCUGUUCCUCAAUCAUCAAGACUGAAAUAUAGGCAGCUAUUCAACAGUCAUGAUAAAACAAUGAGUGGACACUUAACAGGUCCACAAGCAAGAACUAUCCUUAUGCAAUCAAGCUUACCACAAACUCAGUUGGCUACAAUAUGGAAUCUUUCAGACAUUGACCAGGAUGGAAAACUAACAGCGGAAGAAUUUAUUUUGGCUAUGCACUUAAUUGAUAUGGCUAUGUCAGGACAGCCAUUGCCACCCGUGUUGUCUCCGGAUUAUAUUCCUCCUUCAUUUAGAAGAGUUCGCUCUGGCAGUGGCAUAUUGGUCACAAGCACAGUAUCUGUAGACCAAAGGUUACCAGAAGAACCAGUAUUAGAAGAAGAACAGCAGCAACUGGAAAAGAAAUUGCCAGUUACAUUUGAAGAUAAAAAACGUGAAAACUUUGAACGUGGCAACCUAGAACUUGAAAAGCGAAGGCAAGCCCUUUUGGAGCAGCAAAGAAAAGAGCAAGAGCGCCUUGCACAAUUAGAGAGGGCAGAGCAGGAGAGGAAAGAGCGCGAACGGCAGGAGCAGGAACGGAAAAGGCAGCUGGAGUUAGAAAAGCAGUUAGAGAAACAGAGAGAGUUGGAACGCCAGAGGGAAGAGGAAAGGAGAAAAGAAAUAGAAAGGCGUGAGGCUGCAAAAAGGGAACUGGAGAGGCAAAGACAACUUGAGUGGGAACGGAAUCGUCGGCAAGAACUCCUGAAUCAAAGAAACAAAGAACAAGAGGAUAUAGUUGUACUGAAAGCCAAGAAAAAAACUUUGGAAUUUGAACUGGAAGCUCUAAAUGAUAAAAAGCAUCAGCUGGAGGGCAAACUUCAGGAUAUCAGAUGCAGAUUGGCUACCCAAAGACAAGAAAUUGAGAGCACAAACAAAUCUAGAGAGCUAAGAAUUGCAGAAAUUACACAUUUACAACAGCAGUUACAAGAGUCUCAGCAGAUGCUUGGAAGGCUGAUUCCAGAAAAGCAGUUACUCAAUGAUCAGCUAAAACAGGUUCAACAAAACAGCUUGCACAGAGAUUCACUUCUCACUGUCAAAAGAGCCUUAGAGGCAAAGGAGUUAGCACGCCAGCAGCUUUGUGACCAGCUGGAUGAAGUAGAAAAAGAAACCAGAUCAAAACUUCAAGAGAUAGAUAUUUUCAAUAAUCAACUAAAGGAGCUGAGGGAGAUACAUAACAAGCAGCAGCUGCAGAAGCAAAAAAACAUUGAAGCCGACAAAUUAAAACAGAAAGAGCAAGAGAGAAAGACAGAGCUGGAAAAACAAAAAGAUACUCAGAGAAGAACCCAAGAAAGAGAAAGACAGUGGCUUGACAGAAUACAACAAGAAGAAGAGCACCCACGACCGAGAAAAAAUCAAGAAGAAGAAAAGCAAAAAUGGGAGGAGUUAAGCAAAAAGAGAGAGAAUGAUGAUAAGAACAAACAAGAAGUGCAGGAAAAAUUGAAUAAACUUUUUCAUCAGCAUAAAGAUCCAGCCAAACCAGUUAUCCAAGCUCCCUGGUCAACUGCAGAAAAGGCGCCACUAACUAUUUCUGCUCCAGAAGAUAUAAAAAUAGUAUAUUAUCGAGCACUGUAUCCUUUUGAAUCCCGAAGCCAUGAUGAAAUCACUAUCCAGCCAGGAGAUAUCGUCAUGGUGGAUGAAAGCCAAACCGGAGAACCUGGAUGGCUUGGAGGUGAACUGAAGGGGAAAACAGGAUGGUUUCCUGCAAACUAUGCAGAGAAAAUUUCUGAAAGUGAAAUUCCAAAUUCUAUAAAGCCAGUAACUGAUGUAACCAUUGCACCUAAAGUUUCAUUGCGUGAAACUCCCACAACACCAGUAGCACCACCUGUUCCUACAGAUUCAAGCACCACAGCUAACAACUGGGCAGACUUCAGUUCAACAUGGCCAACAAAUACUAGUGAUAAACAGGAGACUGAUAACUGGGAUGCUUGGGCAGCUCAGCCUUCUCUUACUGUUCCAAGCACAGGACAGCUGAGGCAAAGAUCUGCCUUCACUCCAGCCACUGUUACUGGAUCAUCUCCUUCUCCCGUCUUGGGUCAGGGUGAAAAAGUGGAGGGACUUCAAGCACAGGCCCUAUAUCCUUGGCGAGCCAAGAAGGACAACCAUCUGAAUUUUAACAAGAAUGAUAUCAUCACUGUGUUAGAACAGCAAGACAUGUGGUGGUUUGGAGAGGUCCAAGGACAAAAGGGUUGGUUUCCUAAAUCAUACGUGAAGCUUAUUUCGGGUCCUAUAAGGAAAUCAACAAGCAUGGAUUCUGGGUCUUCAGAGAGUCCUGCUAACUUGAAGAGAACAUCACCCGUUACAAAAUCUUCAGUUUCAGGAGAAGAAUAUAUUGCCAUGUACACUUAUGAGAGCUCUGAACAAGGAGACUUAACAUUUCAACAAGGGGACUUAAUUCUUGUGACCAAGAAGGAUGGUGACUGGUGGACAGGAACAUUGGGUGAUAAAUCAGGAGUAUUUCCAUCUAACUAUGUUAGGCUGAAAGACUCAGAGGUGCCUGGAAAUGCUGGGAAAACAGGAAGCUUAGGCAAGAAACCUGAAAUUGCUCAAGUUAUUGCCUCAUAUACAGCAACAGGUCCCGAACAGCUUACGCUUGCUCCUGGUCAGCUAAUACUUAUCAGGAAGAAGAAUCCUGGUGGAUGGUGGGAAGGAGAGCUGCAGGCUCGUGGGAAAAAACGUCAGAUAGGAUGGUUUCCGGCUAACUAUGUGAAACUCUUAAGCCCUGGUACUAGUAAAACUACACCAACUGAGCCACCUAAAUCAACAGCAUUACCUUCAGUGUGCCAAGUAAUUGGUAUGUAUGACUACAUUGCACAGAAUGAUGAUGAACUAGCAUUCAACAAGGGCCAGAUCAUUAACGUCCUUAAUAAGGAAGACCCAGACUGGUGGAAAGGAGAAGUGAAUGGGCAAGUGGGUCUCUUCCCAUCCAACUAUGUGAAACUGACAACAGAUAUGGAUCCAAGCCAGCAAUGGUGUGCCGAUUUGCACCUCCUAGACAUGUUGACACCCAUGGAAAGGAAACGGCAGGGGUACAUCCAUGAACUCUUAGUAACAGAAGAGAACUAUGUGAAUGACUUACAGUUAGUAACAGAGAUCUUCCAGAAGCCACUGAUGGACUCUGAGCUGUUGACAGAAAAAGAGGUUGCUAUGAUUUUUGUAAACUGGAAGGAACUGAUUAUGUGCAAUAUUAAACUACUGAAAGCGCUGCGGGUGCGUAAGAAAAUGUCAGGCGAGAGGAUGCCUGUCAAAAUGAUAGGAGAUAUCCUGACUGCCCAGCUUCCACACAUGCAGCCUUACAUUCGCUUCUGCAGCUGUCAGCUGAACGGUGCAGCCCUCAUCCAGCAGAAAACAGAUGAAGUCCCCGAGUUCAAGGAAUUUGUUAAAAGGCUAGCUAUGGAUCCUCACUGUAAAGGGAUGCCCUUGUCAAGCUUUCUACUAAAACCUAUGCAACGUGUAACGCGAUAUCCUCUGAUAAUUAAAAAUAUAUUAGAAAAUACUCCUGAAAACCACCCUGAUCACAGCCACUUGAAGCAUGCUUUGGAAAAAGCAGAAGAAUUGUGUUCACAAGUCAAUGAAGGUGUGCGUGAGAAGGAAAACUCAGACAGACUAGAAUGGAUCCAGGCUCACGUUCAGUGUGAAGGACUAUCAGAGCAACUUGUUUUUAAUUCUGUUACGAACUGCUUGGGGCCGCGCAAAUUUCUGCACAGUGGGAAACUUUACAAAGCCAAGAGCAACAAGGAACUGUAUGGCUUUCUCUUCAAUGACUUCCUCCUGCUGACACAGAUCAUAAAGCCUCUUGGCUCAUCUGGCACAGACAAGGUGUUCAGCCCCAAGUCUAAUCUGCAGUAUAAAAUGUACAAAACGCCCAUUUUUCUAAAUGAAGUCCUGGUAAAACUGCCCACGGAUCCUUCUGGAGAUGAGCCCAUCUUCCACAUUUCUCACAUUGAUCGAGUCUACACACUUCGUGCUGAAAGUAUAAACGAAAGGACGGCUUGGGUUCAGAAAAUCAAAGCUGCUUCUGAGCUUUACAUAGAAACAGAGAAGAAGAAGAGGGAGAAGGCCUACUUAGUCCGGUCCCAAAGGGCAACAGGCAUUGGAAGGUUAAUGGUGAACAUUGUUGAAGGGAUUGAACUGAAGCCUUGCAGAUCCCACGGAAAAAGUAACCCAUACUGUGAAGUGACAAUGGGCUCUCAGUGUCAUAUUACUAAGACAAUACAGGACAGUCUCAACCCCAAAUGGAAUUCUAACUGCCAGUUCUUUAUCAAAGAUUUAGAACAGGAUGUGCUCUGCAUAACGGUGUUUGAGAGGGAUCAAUUCUCCCCAGAUGACUUCUUAGGCCGAACAGAAAUCCGUGUAGCAGACAUUAAGAAAGAUCAGGGCUCAAAGGGACCAGUUACAAAGUGUCUUCUCCUGCAUGAAGUCCCAACAGGAGAAAUAGUUGUCCGACUGGAUCUGCAGCUGUUCGAUGAACCUUAAAAAGGAGAUGCUUCCACCCCCCCUGAAAUGACUGCAAUAGGUGUCUGCAAAAUCUGUCUGUAGAGAUCCUCCGCUCUUUUCUAGGAAACAAAUACUUGACUGCCAGGUGUAAAGAGAAUUAUCAGAGCCACACACCUGUUUGUAUCUGGAUAAUCCUGGCAGGAAACUGAAUUCCAAUUUUGUGAGGAAAAUGUCAUGUUUUGUUUUGUUUUGGAUUUGUUGGUUUUAUUUUAUGUGGAACUUUUCCUGUAGUUUUCAGGAUUACUAGAAUAACAGAGUUGUAGCCUGUGCUCUGACAAGGAAGGUAACACACUGCACUUUUUCUGGUUACGGCAGCAUGCCAUGUCAACAAAAGAGGGUGUUGUUGGCAUGUCUUUGCAGACUUUCUAUAACUUUCCCCUAGAAAUGUUGUGCCUAUUGCUCCACAGAGUGGUGUGUAAACAUAAUGUGAAUAUAUUUAUAUAGAAAAUACCUAUAACAUGAAUGCAUUCUUGCCAUGUAAGAUAUUUGGAUUUCUUUUAGGAAGUUUGUGAUAAUAUUUGAAUCUGUUUUCAAAAAAUAAAAGGAAAAAAUAAGAAUAUUCCGAUUUGAAGCUUACAUGAAAGUUGCCUAGAUUCUGGAAUACUUUCAAGAGCUGAGCUGAAAAUUGCUUUUUCAAAAUAUUUGUUAGAAACAAGCAAAUGUUUUGUGGAUUAAGGACUGAAUUACUGGGCCAGGGCCCAGUAAUUUAACUCUUUUUAGUGGCCGAGACUUGAAAUGGGACCUGAUACCUGUUGCUUCCCUUGUGCAUUGGGGUGUCUGUCACCCAAAUUGAUUACUGUGGGUCAGAUCCAAUGUUAGUCUAACUUAGGUCCCAUUCAUUUCCAUGGGUCUACUUUAAGUAGACUAACACUGGAUACAACGCUGUCUCUCCACACAUCAGUGCUUCUUGCAGUUGCAAUUGGGUGUUGUAAAUGACUGUUGAUCAAAUUAGCAAAGGUUUCACAGAGUCCUGCUGUGUGUUGUACUGUACCACUGAAACAUGAUUAUUAAACUGCUGCUGAAUUGUGCAAAAGUUGGAGAAGGAACCAUCAGUGACAAGAAAACAGCUGCUCUGGCUCAGGAAAGCUAAUUUAUGCUCCAGUAAGGCAAGGUUGAGAAAGCAGUCAGAAGGGACUAACUUAUUAAAUUGUACUGUGCCUAAAUAAAAUGAAUUUGACACCAUGGUUUUGAAAUCAGGGUGGCAGCAUACUGUAGCUCAUCAAGCGUGUUAACUGCAAAUGUGGUUCAUUGCAAAUUUGUCCGUUUCAACAUAAGGUUUGCCGAGAUUUUGCAAAGCAAGUGAUCCCACUCAAAAGAAUGUGUUGAUCUGUUGGUAAUGUCAAGAUUCAUUCACACCGUGACCCACAUAGGAAAAACCUUGAUUCAGCAAAAUGCUUUGAAAUCAUUUGAACAAGUGAAGUAUGUUCUUAAGACUUUUGCUGAACUAGGCACAACAUUAACGGUAGUAUUUUGGGAGUGUGUUCAUUUCAGUACCAAGGACAUUCAUUCUCUUUGUUUUCAGUCCAUGAGUUUGCCCAACGAUCAUGCAUAAAUGGGUAUUUUUGUAACACUUUUCAGAAUGGGAGGAGUUGACUGGUUUGUUAGCAUGUCAAUGUUCUUGUGAGAUGUGUUGGCUUUGCUGUUCUUUGCAUGGUGUUUUGGUAUCAGUUUCCAUGUUUCCUGUGGAGAUGGUGUUCUCUAGCACAGCAAAUCUUUAUGAUUUCCAUUAGGAAAUUAGGGUAGCUUUAUACUUGAUAAGUAGAUAAGGUCUGGUGAUAAGUGUAAACUGUGCUUGAAAGUGUCUGUGUUUUAUUAUUUCCAAGGAGACCACUGUAUUAUUUUUAGCAAUUAUUUUUAAAAAAUUCUGUACGUUGGAGGGACAAAAAAGUUUACAUUUCAUACUUUUAAGAAUCGCUUUAUUGUUUAUUUAUUGAAGAUAGUGUAGAAUUUUGUAUCAGAAAUGACAUACUUAUGUAUUUUUUGAACAGAGAAACACACUUUAGUUAGAAACUAUCAAUUGACCAAGUUUUAGAGGAAAUUUAACUUAACAGGCAAGCAAUUGUUUACCACUGACUGGUUGAAAACACAAUUAAAAUACUUUUAAGUUUCUAUUUUUCAAUGUUGUUACAAAAAUGUUUGAAUUAAAGUAUGUAAAUAGAACUAAACCCAUGCUUUCCUUUUUCCAUAUCAGUACAUUUUAUGAAAUAUAAUGUAUAUGAAAAUAACACAUUGUUGUGGUAGAGAAAAAAAGGUACCAAACUUUUAGUGGUGGAAAAAUAUUAAAUGUCAUUGUUCUAACCUUC